This is a messenger RNA of Beta vulgaris subsp. vulgaris (sugar beet), 2382 nucleotides long. Its product is annotated as sterol 3-beta-glucosyltransferase UGT80A2. Gene Ontology annotation, biological process: carbohydrate metabolic process. The transcript has 14 exons. Lineage: Eukaryota; Viridiplantae; Streptophyta; Magnoliopsida; Caryophyllales; Amaranthaceae. Bases 283 to 2115 code for a protein of 610 amino acids. Gene Ontology annotation, molecular function: UDP-glycosyltransferase activity; hexosyltransferase activity. The record is from RefSeq and is a predicted model, not a curated record.
UUCCACACUUGAUCUCUCCCUUUCCACUUCUCAGUCCCCAAUAUUCCCAUUCUACCCCCACAAACUCUCUCCCCUCUCGCGACCACUACAGCCUACAUCCCUUCACCUUCGGAACGUGGUCCCUUUCUCUCUCCUCUUUUCUCCUCUUUCCACCUUUUCUCUAAGCUAAAAUGGAAUUUCCAGCUUAACUUACAGUACCACCGAAUAAAUAUUCACGCAAUCCUAGAUAUAAAUAGCGGAAGAUCUGGAUUUUGCUGUGGCUGCAAUAAUUGAAGUUCGUUAAUGGCGUCAGAAUCGCCGAAGAAGAGAGAGAAAAUGACGGCCAUUUCAACUGAAGAAGGUGAUGGUGGAGUUCAUGUUGAUGUUGUUGGAGGAACUAGUUUUGAUCACUCUGGAAGUAAUAGUAGCAACAAUGGCAACUCUUCUGGUGGCAGGAGUUUUUCUAGAGUGAAUACUUUACCUGCAGAGAAGUUAAAUUCUGGUAAACUAGAGCCUGAUUUGAUCAAUCCUAAGUUGGAAAGAUCAAAAACUGAGAGGCAACACCAUAAAAACAUACUUGCUUCAGAGGCGGCACAAAUCUUUGAUAACAAACUUCCAGUCCAGCAGAAGCUUAAAUUGUUGAACAGGAUUGCUACGGUAAAAGAUGAUGGAACUGUGGAGUUUGAAGUUCCAGGAGAUGUUGAACCUCACACUUUUGAUGGUGGACCAGCUGAUGUGUAUACUGAAUGUGCUGAUGAAGAGUCUCUUGAUGCGCCAGACCUUCAGUACAUUCCACCACUUCAAAUAGUAAUCCUAAUAGUUGGUACGCGAGGUGAUGUGCAGCCUUUCAUCGCUAUUGGGAAGAAGCUGCAGGAUUAUGGGCAUCGUGUUAGACUGGCAACUCAUGCUAACUUUAAGGAGUUUGUCUUGACUUCUGGACUGGAGUUCUUUCCUUUAGGCGGUGACCCAAAAGUUCUUGCCGAGUACAUGGUUAAGAAUAAAGGUUUCUUGCCUUCUGGGCCUUCGGAAAUACCUAUUCAGCGUAAUCAGAUGAAAGAAAUUAUAUACUCGUUACUCUCAGCCUGUAAAGAUCCUGACAUGGAUUCCAAUGUUCCAUUUAGAGCAGAUGCUAUCAUAGCCAAUCCCCCAGCUUAUGGGCAUACACAUGUGGCUGAAGCACUCAAAAUACCAGUUCACAUAUUCUUUACUAUGCCAUGGACGCCGACUAGUGAAUUUCCACAUCCCCUAUCACGUGUCAAGCAACCUGCCGGAUAUAGACUAUCUUAUCAAAUUGUUGACUCUUUGAUUUGGCUGGGAAUAAGAGAUAUGAUUAAUGAUGUCAGAAAGAAGAAGCUAAAAUUGCGUCCUGUAACGUACUUGAGUGGUUCACAAGGUUCAGAGUCUGAUAUUCCACAUGGAUAUAUAUGGAGCCCUCAUCUUGUUCCUAAACCUAAAGAUUGGGGACCCAAGGUUGAUGUUGUUGGAUUUUGCUUUCUUGACCUUGCUUCAAACUAUGAACCACCGAAGGCUCUUGUAGAUUGGCUUAAUGCUGGUCCAAAACCUAUUUAUGUUGGUUUUGGUAGUCUUCCUGUUCAAGAGCCACAGAAAAUGACUCAAAUAAUUGUUGAAGCGCUAGAAAUCACUGGACAGAGGGGCAUCAUUAACAAAGGCUGGGGUGGUCUGGGUGAAUUGGCAGAACCUAAGGAAUCUAUAUAUUUACUGGACAACUGUCCACAUGAUUGGCUAUUUCCACAUUGUGCGGCUGUGGUGCACCAUGGAGGUGCCGGGACAACAGCUGCAGGUCUCAAAGCUGCGUGCCCAACAAGUAUUGUACCAUUUUUUGGGGACCAACCUUUUUGGGGUGAUCGUGUGCAUGCUAGAGGCGUAGGUCCUGCACCAAUUCCAAUUGAUGAGUUCUCACUCGACAAGUUGGUUGAAGCCAUAAGAUAUAUGUUGGAUCCACAGGUGAAACAGAGGGCAGUUGAGCUUGCAAAGGCAAUGGAAAACGAAGAUGGGGUAACAGGAGCAGUCAAGGCUUUUUUUAAGCAUCUUCCUCGCAAGAAGGUUGACCCUGAUUCAACAACCACUGAGAUGUCUAGUUCAUUCUCGGUAAGCCGAUGCUUUGGUUGCGCUUGAGUCUCAGGUGAAUUUCUUUUGUUAGUAUACCUACUUGUCCAUGUAAGAAUAUUUGUCAGUGCCAUUUCUGGGAGAGGAGACAAAUUAUGUCUGGAUGUUGAGAAUGCCUGUUUAUAUAAGCUUUAUUAAUCAAGUUAUCGUGCUUUUCUUUUUCUUGUUUUUGGUUGAUCAUGUUCAAUCGCAUCUCAGCACAAGAGAAUGUUGCACCUUGUUUUUGUAGCUGGGUUCUAUUUAAUUAAUUUAUUUAUUUUUGGAUUGUGGUUUUCA